UAUUGUUGACUACGUAGGGUAAUGGUGUCUAGGUCCUUGUUCCUUAUACUACACCUCUAAUGGCCUGUCAUUUAGCACUAAUACACCUCUAAUGGCCUGUCAUUCACCACUAAACUGUUGAUCAAGGCUCUUAUAUUACCUAUUGAUGGUUGAUAUAUAUGGUCGGGCAGUUUGGAGUACGCAACAUUGUUUGUAGCGAUGGAACCCCGCCGGGGUCCAUACAGCACCAGCGGUCCCGGAGUUGCUCACAGUCUCAGGAUAGAAGGCAGUGGUGGCUUGUCCAGGAUUCCUGCAAGUUUAUCAAUACCUUCGUCAGCUCCCACUCCCGGCUCAGCCAUCAUGAGUUCCUUAGCUUCCUACGCUUCAGAUGGCCAGUACGACCAUUCCUUCAACUCCCUGGCCUCCCUCCAGAGCAACAUCACCCCAGACAUACUGAACAAUGAGCUGCGUAGUGUUGACCUGGGACCCCCGGAGAAACAAUGUUUCAAACUUAUAAAUGAAAAAGAAGAGUUGCAGGUGAAGAACGCGGAGGAGCUGCUCAAGAAGAUGGGUUGUCCCCGAGAUAAGGACCUGCAGGUGAAGGUUGUAUCCAUAUUUGGCAACACUGGGGAGGGCAAGUCUUACACCAUGAACCAGAUCUUCUUCAAGGGUGCCGAGGUGUUCAAGACCAGUUCAAACCAGUCAUCAUGUACCCUUGGUGUGUGGGGAGCUUAUGAUGGUGCUAACAAGGCUCUAGUCCUGGACACAGAGGGCAUGUUGGGCAUCAGUAACAGCUCCAAACAGCGUAAACGUCUGUUGCUCAAGGUACUUGCAGUGUCAGAUGUCAUCAUAUACCGGACACGCUCAGAGAGACUCAACACUGACAUGUACAAGUUCUUGGCUGAGGCGUCAAGAGCUUACACAAAGUAUUUCCGUGCUGACUUGGAGGCCGUAGCACGUAAGGCAGAGUGCGACUGUAUCUUCGGGCCCCCGGUGUUUAUAUUCCACGACACCCGCCACACCAGUGUUCUCAAAGAAGAGGCCGGCCACAACCCAGAGGAACAGUUGAAAGAAAACUUUUUAAAACAAAACCUCAAGAUAGACGGCUUUAACAGUUUACAUUAUAUUGGUGAACACAACACCGGAAACGACACGGACUUUAAGCGUAUGAGACAAGCCAUCACCGAGGAACUACAGAAUAACGGCGUGCGGUCGCCACGACGACCAAAGAUUAUCCUCGACAUGUUGGAAACAAUAAACAGAAAAUUUAGUGGGCAGAUUCAGAGCAGCGAGCCGGCCUUCCCGGACGAGUACUUCACCUGCACCAGCGUUUGUGUCGCCUGCCAGGCACGAUGCUCUCUCUUCAUGAACCACGCGACCCACGACGGUGGCUCCAUAGAUCACGAGGCCGAGCGCCAGUGUAAAUAUCACCAUCAGUUUGAGAAUAAGGUGUUCCUCUGUCGGAAGUGCGACAGUGACGGGGAGAGACGAAUUGUGGUCCCCAAGACAUCAUCGGCCAAGGACAACACGUGGCUGGGCCUCGCUAAAUAUGCCUGGGCGGGUUAUGUGCUGGAGUGUGAGAAGUGUGGCAUUAUCUACCGGAGUCGUCAGUACUGGUACGGUAACGAGUCUCCUGACAGGUGUGUGGUAAAGGAAGAGUUCCAGCAUGUAUGGCCCGGCACUGUCCUAGGAGGGGCAGCACAUGCUGGCAGACAGGUACUGGAAGGUGUGGCAGCUCUGGGCUCAGCUAUCUCAACAAUAUCAGCUCCUCCUGCAAAAGUUGUGUCCUCAUGGCUGACAAACCAGGUCAACCCAGCAUACUGGACCCCCAAUCACUUAUGCACACAUUGUAAGAUGUGCCAAGAACCCCUCGACACCAUCCACCACUGUCGCAAGUGUGGGGAAGGUUUCUGUGACAACUGUUCUGAUGUUAAAAUGACUGUGCCCGAAAUGGGAUGGGGUGACGAACCUGUCAGAGUGUGCAAAAAUUGUUACAAAACCAGGAAUAACCCGGACACAGGAGCAGAAGACUAUGAUAGUAACAAUGACGAGCGAACGGUACGCGCUCGACAAGUCAGUGAAGUCAUUUCUGGAACAUUGGCUUCUGUGGCAAAAUAUCCAAUAGAGUUUCUUAAGGACAGUACACGACCAUCCUAUUGGAUUCCGGACGAAAUUAUUAAAAACUGCAUAGUGUGCGAGAGAGAAUUUGGGACCAGACUAGCGUUACAUCACUGCCGGGCGUGUGGCCAGGGCGUGUGUGACGGCUGUUCUCCGAACCUUAAGCCAGUCAAGGAACGGGGCUGGGAUCACCCCGUUCGGGUCUGCAACAACUGCCUUAAGUAGUCAGUCGUGACAUGUGUUUUCAUAAUUAUGUAAGUAAGGAUCUCUGUUUCCAAAUUUAAAAAGAAAUUGUAGGUUUUAAUACUGCUUGUUUAGAAAAGCUGCCCUCAGGAAUAUACAUCACUUUUGGACCUUUAAUGUUUUGGCUUGUUAUGUUAAUAGCAGGGAAGACUCCUCUAAUAUUAACUGUGAGUUUAAAUUUUGAUAACUUUUAUAAAUAGAGUUAAAAGAGGGACACAAUAGAGGAUUGUGGGGGGAAUAUUUGCUUAAAUGUGGUGGUGCAGAUAACCUGAGUCACCAGGUGUGUAGUGAGGUAAUAAAGCUCUUACUGGUUAACCAUUAUACUGCCACAAACAAUGGAAGACAUUUUGAUAACAUUUUAUUACAAACUGAAGGUAUUGUAAUGGCAAUAAACUGAAGGUAUUGUGAUAGCAACAAACUGAAGGUAUUGUGAUGGCAACAAACUGAAGGUAUUGUGAUGGCAACAAACUAAAGGUAUUGUGAUGGCAACAAACUGAAGGUAUUGUGAUGGCAACAAACUGAAGGUAUUGUGAUGGCAACAAACUGAAGGUAUUGUGAUGGCAACAAACUGAAGGUAUUAUGAUGGCAACAAACUGUGAUGAACCUUAAGAGCCGUUGCGGUGGGCCGUUUCCUCAUAUGUUGUUGUAGUAAAAGUGGGCGGCAACAACGUGAGUGAUUAAGGCUUUCCCCAAUCAUAGUGAUGUUGUGGGAAAUUAUGACAAGAACAGACCAGGAAGGCUGCAGGGAACUGUACUUAUGACCCUUCACAAAACAUGGCAGAGAAGCAACUAUGGCUUCCUGUACAUACACACAGAAAAGUCAAGAAUACGACUGACUAUACAAACAUUAAUGUGUUGUAUGGAUCUUCAACUGUCACUCUACGCUUGUGUUGGUUGUUAGACAAAAUGAAGUUGAGAGAAUAAGGAUACUUUGGAUUUUAAUUUUGAUAAUGGUACUAAAUUGUGAAAUAUGUUGUUACAUACAGUAAUAAGAUUUUUUAUGAGAUGUUUGUGCACAACAAUGAUGUACUGUAUGUGUACAACAUAUACUGAGAAGUACUUUGUGAUUAUUUUGUUAUUGAAUAAUGUGUUGUACUAUAUAUUGACUUUACUCUUAGCAACUUUGUGAACACAGUAUUAUAAUUUUAAUGCAAUAUAAUACUUUUGUAUCAUUUACAUAACUGCACUACAGUUCUUGGUGACACUUGUAAUACAACUUGUCAACUUUAAGUCAAAUUAUUCUGUACUGUGGUGGUGAUGAAGUCUUAAUCUCUCACACACACACAUGUAAGAUGUUGUACCUUGACCUAACCAUUGUCAGCUGAACAUCAGGUAACAAGUGACACUCUUAAAUGUAGCCACAUAUUUCUUGGAACUAUUUAGUGUUUGUUGUACAUAAGUCAGUCAAUUAGAUACUGUAUUGUACCAUGAUUAUAAAGAGGAUAUACGCUAGGAUGUGUCAUAGUGAUCGUCAGACUCGGUUAGAUGAAGAUUGAGGCUGCAUCACUGCCCUCCUUGGACCAAUACAGAUUUGUUCUCAGCCGCUAACACCAACAAAUGUGGCAAAUUUCAGUCAUGCACCGUUUCUUUCAUUAUGCUCAAAUUUAUUAAUCGUCGGAGACAUAACUAUCAGGGGACGUAGGUAGCACAUUAUAUUUCUAUUUUAUGCUCAUUACUAUGGUUUGUCGAUGUGGGUGAUUCCUUCCUCUGUCAUUUUCUAAGUAAACUUUAACUUGUGUA
Messenger RNA from Homarus americanus (American lobster), 4080 nucleotides. Its product is annotated as zinc finger FYVE domain-containing protein 1-like. The coding region runs from base 199 to 2322 and encodes 707 amino acids. The record is from RefSeq and is a predicted model, not a curated record. Gene Ontology annotation, molecular function: GTPase activity; GTP binding; metal ion binding. The transcript is spliced from 16 exons. NCBI's taxonomy places the organism in Eukaryota, Metazoa, Arthropoda, Malacostraca, Decapoda, Nephropidae.